Chlorella variabilis is the source of this 1182-nucleotide messenger RNA. RefSeq lists its product as hypothetical. Gene Ontology annotation, molecular function: D-cysteine desulfhydrase activity. The coding region runs from base 1 to 1182 and encodes 393 amino acids. The transcript is spliced from 2 exons. The record is from RefSeq and is a predicted model, not a curated record. NCBI's taxonomy places the organism in Eukaryota, Viridiplantae, Chlorophyta, Trebouxiophyceae, Chlorellales, Chlorellaceae.
AUGGCGGUGCGGCACGGCGCCGCUGCUUUUGCCGUCAUCCGCGACGACCAGCUCCACCCCUUCCUGGGAGGCAACAAGUUGCGCAAGCUGGAUGGGCUGUGGGCCUCCCUGGCGCCCGCCGCCGACGUGAUCACCUGCGGCGGCCUGCAGAGCGCGCACACCGUGGCGGUGGCCGCCGCCUGCGCCCAGCACGGCAAGCGGUGCCACCUGCUGGUGCGGGGCGAGCGGCCGGCAGUGCCCACGGGGCACCACCUGUAUGCCCGCCUCUUUGCCCACCAUGUGGAGUAUGUGAGCAGAGCCCAAUAUGCCGACCGGGAGGCCAUGAUUGCUGGAUACCUGCAGCGCCUGCAGCAGGAGCAGCAGGAGCAGGCGCAGCAGGCUCCCACCAGCAUCGCAGCAGCGGCAGUAGGUGCGUGGAGAGGGGACGUACCAGCAGCAGUAGCAGCAGCAGCAGAGGCUUCAGCGGCAGUUCUAGAGGCAGAAGCAGCAGCAUCCCGCAGCACCAGCACCGGAAGCAGCAGCGGGCGCAUCGCUGUCUUGCCCGAGGGCGGCGCCAGUGCUGGCGCCCUCCUGGGCCUCAUCCGCCUGGGGGCCUGGCUGGCGGAGCACCCGCAGCUGGCGGACAGGCGCUGCAACAUCGUUGUGGACAGCGGCACAGGCGCCACUGCCACGGGCCUGGCGCUGGGUGCGGCGCUGCUGGGGCUGCCCUGGAGGGUGACGGGCGUCAUGCUGGCUGCACCGCUCGAGUACUACCUGUCUCAGCAGCGGAGCCUCACAGCUGCGUUCUGUGCGGAGCACGGCAUGGACGCCGCCGCGGCGCAGCAGGGCACAGCAGGCAGGCUGGCCUGGGUGCAGCGCCCGGCACCGCGCCAGUUUGGAAAGGUGCUGGCGGGAGAGGUGGCGGCGUGCCGGGCGGUGGCGCAGCAGCAUGGGAUCGUGCUGGACCCGAUUUGGAGCCUGGCGGCCUGGGAGGUGUGCCGGCUGGUUGCAGAGGCAGCACCAGAAAGUGGCAGCGGCAGCGUGGCGGACAGCAGCAGUGAUGGUGGCCGCAACAGCACCAGCAGCAGUGGCGCCUGGGGAGGAACAGCUGGGCGGCAGGGGGGUGAGCUGGCGGUGAUGCUGCACACGGGCGGCAUGCUGGGGCUGUGCGGCCUGGCGCAGCGCCGCCCCCACGAAUUCUGA